Orbicella faveolata is the source of this 1466-nucleotide messenger RNA. RefSeq names its product transmembrane protein 272-like. The record is from RefSeq and is a predicted model, not a curated record. Lineage: Eukaryota; Metazoa; Cnidaria; Anthozoa; Scleractinia; Merulinidae.
GGUCUUCAGCAAUAACCAAGUUCUCAGAACUGACAUUAAACGAAAUGUGUGGAUAUCGAGAAGGAGAAUACAUAGAUCGAUCACGAGGCUGAAAGGGAAGAACAAUCAUAAAAAUACAACACAAAGCUACAGAAUGCACUUAACUUUUGUGGGGGUUUAUUGAUGAGUGACGUAUGUUAAUCAAGACAAAGUGAAAGUACUUUCGAUACAACAUUUCCAAAGCUGACGUAAUAUUUAGCUUUAAUAGUCCCCUUAUUUGGAACGAAAUUCAUUUGCUUCGUUGGUUUGUGCUGCUAAUAUCUCAAAAGAAGAGCUUUGGUUAAAUUUCUUUAGUGUGAAAGAUCAAGGACUCCACAAACUAGGUUUCCCAGGAGGUUGAUCAAACAAAACACAACAACAAGAGAGGACGACUCACAGUAAAAUAUCUCCCACAUGGAAUCCUUGCAGGCAGCCGUCUUCUUUUUCCUGGCAACACUUUUGACUGCCUCAGGCAUUGUAUGUUUGGUGUCACUUCCCCUCCAGAUAGCAAUGAUAGUAAUUGGAGCUGAUUAUAAAGACGAGUGCCCAGUGGAACCACUGAUCCCGAUUUACCUGAUUGUAGCUGGAGCGGGUGGUCUUGUCGCCAACUGCUGUUCCUGUGGCGUACGAUAUCAGGAAGGAAGCCAAGGAGAGGAAAGAAGUGUAAACCCAGUACAACUUAUGGUUCAACUUUUCAUGUUCGCUUGGUUCGUCUGCGGAAGCGUGUGGAUUUACACAAACUAUCAGCCAAACUACGCCGAUCCAGAGAGCGCUGACUACUGUAACAAGACGUUGUACCUGUUUGCAUUCUGGGUUACCACCUCUUACCACAUUGUAUCUGGUGUGGUGCUGACCUGUUUCUGUGUUGCUAGCUUUUUCGCGGCUACCAAGACUUGCAUCAAAUGUAUGUCUAAUUACUGCUGACACUACCUGUAACAAUAAAGAUCUUGAUGUAGAACUGAAUGUUUUUGAAACUGAAAUUUGAACUCUUUCAAUACGAGUUGCAUUUCAGUAUUUUGCGAGGAUGCUGUAAUGUUUUUUUUUUCAUAAAAAUAUACAGCUGACUGUAAUAAAUAAAAACUGUUUUAGAAUUGAAUAUUUUCAAAAUAGGAAUUUGAAGUUUUUUCUGUGUUCUGCAAAGUUAAUGGGAUUUUUUAUAUAUAUAUGUUAAACUAGAGGCCAACAAUCACCGUCAAUCGUUUGAUCAUGCAUGGGAUCCUUUUUCUUAUUUAAAUAUAUACUAAUUAUCUUGCUUUAAAAGCAUCAAAUAUAUGCCUCACAGCGUAAAUCAAAUGCAGAAGUCUUAGUAUCGCUCGAUACAUCCAAGGGUAGCACCCAAAGGGUAUCAAGAGGUAUUCUUGCUUUCUUGCUUACUCUUUUGUUUGCCCAGCUAUCAGCCGGACACACGGAUUUAUUUACAGUUGAAAUGGCACCCAUGUCGAAUUAUC